GUUGCCAGACGUCUUUUGUUCGGUUAUUCAGUCUGAAUGCUAUGUCACUCGACGUGUCAGCGCCUACUGUUACUGCGCUUAGUAUAUUCAAAAAAAAUAACUUUUUGUUUUGUGCAACAAUUUAAAAACGAUGGAUUUGCAAGAAAAGUGUGUACCAGCUAGUCCAGCAACCACGCAUUGUUCAGAAUUGGAAUAUUUGAUAGCAUUACAAUCGGAGGAGCAUUUGGGAUCGCAGCCAAGGCGUUCUCAGCGUUUACGAGAUAAAGAGCAAAGUGUAAUAAAAAUGCCCAGCAAAGAAUAUGGCUCACCACAACUUUUUCUGGACACAGAUGAGGAAAUUAUGCAGCUGGCUCAAUUGCCACCUAAGCUUCCCAGAUCUACAAAAACUGUUAAAAGGGCAAUUAAAGCAACUAACUCGGAGAUCCAUAAAGGAACUUCAAGUCAAGCAAAGCGUAGACGUUGUCAAAGUAGUUCUCGGUCAAGAGGUAGUUCAAGAAAACCGGGAAGACCAACUUUGUCGUCUAAACUGAAGUUGAAGACAAAGUCAAUUAAACUGCAUAAUGUCACUAACGUAUGUGAAAGUUAUUAUAAGCAACCACUUCAAGUCCCAACCGAAGUCCAAUUGGAAACCCAGCCUGAAACUGUACAACAAAGUGUAACAUCAACACACUCCGUUCAAUUAAACCAACAGUUGCCACAGUCUAUACCACAAAUGGUCUUCGAAUCCCAACAGAUUUCUGCCUUUGAAAUGAAACCACGCCAAGCUACUUCUUCAGGACCAGCUGAAGUUUAUUUUGAGGAACAGCCUGCUCCUUCCUGGCAGCAAAUUAAUCAACAACAGCCCCAACCGACUUCGUUAAUCACCAGUGCUUCGCAAUCAUUUGCAUAUCAUCGUAUGAAUCUCACACAAACCUUGUUGCCAGAUCGUUAUCCUGCACAUUUUAUACAUCAAUUGCCACCGACGUGCAACACAUUGAAUGGCACAAUCUUGUCCAGCGAGCUGCAGCGCGUACCCAAACAAGACGGGGCAAACAAGGAGCUCCGUCGUGUGUGUCCAACGCCGGAUACAACGCCAACAAAUCUGGCUCAAUCCAUGGUAUCGUCGCCAUCGCCACCACUUGUCGACACAACUAUUUCCACAUCGCCAUCGCUCAGCGAGUCACUCGCCGAAGUGUUUGGCACUAAGAAGAUACGCAACAUUUUGAAUAUUGAGGCGCCACGCAAGUAUCUAGUGCUGGAGAUGCAUCUCCCGGCCAUAGCGUUUAUGCUGGAUGUGGAGCUGGGACGCCUGCGCACUGUCUUGGAAAUGACACAGCGAUUGACACUCGAGCAGCUGCAGCAAAUGUCGCAGGAAUCGCGUGAAAUUAUCACCAUAGAGACGUCCAGCGGGGAGGAGGGCGAUGCUGGAGAACUAUAAAAGCACAAAUCGAGUUGGAUAACAAGAACUUGUCAAAUUUUAGAUUAAUUUUUGUAUAUUAUUCUGUUGUUUCUCUUGAUUUUGUUGUAUCAUGUGCACAGCAGUGGAACACGGUCUAAUAGUGUCUCUAGUCGAUUGAAUUUAUGUUAAUCACAUUGUGAGACGAUAACGACGAUAGCCCAGCGAGAUGCUUCAAAUCGUAUAUAGAAUAGAUUUACUAUAACUGUUUACGAUUCGUAUAGCAUCGCAUAGGUAAUAUGGUCGUUAUUCCAUCACGAACACCACACUGUGCGAAACUGUACUUAAAGAGUUGAACUUAGCUUUUAAAA
Molecule: messenger RNA, 1746 nt
Organism: Drosophila albomicans
Lineage: Eukaryota; Metazoa; Arthropoda; Insecta; Diptera; Drosophilidae
Exons: 1
Coding region: 131-1417 (428 amino acids)
Source: RefSeq, a predicted model, not a curated record